GUGUUGAAGUUGAUAUAUUUGUGUGCCUUCUUUCUCACACUAGGCGAUUGCCUCGAAAGUGCAUUAGGCGGAGCUCUACAGUCUUUCAUUCACGUGGAUGGAGAUAGAAUGUGCGUAAUACCUAACUCGGACCACCGCUUCUAUCACAAUCUCACUACUCCUGACCAGAUUAAAUGGGCAGACGAGUUUAUUAAAUGUCCACGAUCGCCUAACAGACUCCCAUCAUUCGCGCCGUUUACCUUUACCAUCCAAUCACAUACACUUUUUUGCGAGGAUGACUUCGCGCUUCUGUAUGAGGUCCAAUGA
Molecule: messenger RNA, 306 nt
Organism: Lindgomyces ingoldianus
Lineage: Eukaryota; Fungi; Ascomycota; Dothideomycetes; Pleosporales; Lindgomycetaceae
Exons: 2
Source: RefSeq, a predicted model, not a curated record